Brettanomyces nanus is the source of this 3063-nucleotide messenger RNA. RefSeq lists its product as uncharacterized. Gene Ontology annotation, cellular component: plasma membrane. The record is from RefSeq and is a predicted model, not a curated record. Gene Ontology annotation, biological process: adenylate cyclase-activating G protein-coupled receptor signaling pathway. The transcript has 2 exons. The coding region runs from base 1 to 3063 and encodes 1020 amino acids. Gene Ontology annotation, molecular function: G protein-coupled receptor activity; hydrolase activity. Lineage: Eukaryota; Fungi; Ascomycota; Pichiomycetes; Pichiales; Pichiaceae.
AUGGACGAAGUUAUACUUAUCCAUGUUGGAGCAGGAAGACACGCUAAAAGAAAUGUCAAUGUACUUCGGACGCUACUGACAGUAGCAUUAAAAUCGACGAUGAAGAAGACUACGGUGCCGCUGAAAACCAAUGAUGAAGCAGAUCGUGAAAGUAGUUUUAUCUCACCUCUAUUCAAAAACAGCUUUGAAAAACUACUCAAGGUGAGCAAGAUGAUCGAAGAGAAUGAAUUAACUAACACGGGAUACGGGUCGUCAGUCACGCGGAAUUGUCAAGUGUAUUGCGACUCCAGCGUCUGUGCAUUGGAUGUGGAUCGCAAGAAGACGUACCAAUCAGCAGUGGUUAUGAAUUCCAGCAAAUACCCGAUUGAAGAUGCGUUGCUAGAUAUGGUGCAAGGAUGCAGUGAAGAUCGUAAGAACACCUUAGCGAUAACCCCUGCAUUAAUGCGGGUCGGCAAAGUAAAGCCGGACGAGAGUUUAGUGAGUGAGAGUAUGGCUAAAGUGUAUGAGGAUUACAGGGAGAGGCUCCAGCAGGAGGAGGAAAGAAAAAGCAAAGCAGAAUCAAGGAUUGAUCUUAGUCAAGAUGAAGAUGUGAGCGAUACGGUAGGAGUUUGUGUAAUUGAACCGGGCCGAUGCAUUGUGGCAGGGACAUCAUCGGGAGGAAAUUUAUUCAAAGAGCCCGGGCGAAUUGGAUGUGCGGGGGUGGUGGGCGCUGGGAUCUACACGGCCACCGUGGCAGACUGUACGGCGUGCAUCAUGUGCUCGGGGAACGGAGAAGACAUUGUACAGAUGCAACUGGCUAGAUCUGUGUGCGAGUACGUUCUCGCAAAACAUGAAGAAUAUUCCCGUCAACAACAAGAACAGCCCCUCCUUUGCCAACUGGUAGCUCGCUACGUUAAACACGAAUCCCACAAAUACAAACUUCGAGCACUAGACGAAAAAUACCACGAGACCCUUUACGUGGGGUUAGUGGGAUAUCUUGAGAUGACCGAAGAGGAGUCAUCGUCCUCUAGACGCAAGCUCAUUUUCUAUUACCACACUACGCAUACAAUGCUUUUUGCUUACAAAAACAGGCAUAAUUACGAUAAUAUGCUCGUGCAAAGAGCUUGGACAGACACAAAAACUUUGGCCGAAUUACCCUAUAACGAACAUGCACGAAUGAUCAUUCAAAUGUGUUCGAUUGCGUCUUCUUCGGUAUCCAUUCUGUCCGGACUUUUGGCGUUCUAUUUCUUGGCCAUGAUUCAUCCAAAGAAAAGGGUCUUUAGAUAUGACCUUAUUCUUCUUCUCAUUAUCUAUGACUUCAUAAAGGCCUUAGCGCUACUUAUUUUUCCUGUUGUUUCACAUACGUCGCACGAACAAAUCUUAACAAGUGCACCGUUCCAGAAUGUAUUGGGUUGGUUCACUUGUUUCAGUAUAGAAGGUGCUGAUUUCAUUAUCCUUUGUUUUGCGAUUCACAUAGCUCUACUUAUUUUCCUUCCCAACUUGAAGUCGAGGUUUGAAAACCCACAAGAGGGAGGUCUUUAUCCCUUUCGAGUCUAUAUUUACUUGUCUUCUCUAAUUAUUCCCGUGAUUAUCAGCUCUGCUGCGUUUGCUCCUGCUCAGGGUUAUAUCAGUGGAAUCAAUUGGAGUUAUUUAACUUCUCUCCGUGCAGUUUGGUACUUCACCUGGAUCGUUCGUUACUGUAUAGUGGUGACAGUCUUGAUCAUAUAUGUCAGUGUUUACAUCCACGUGAUGCGCCAAUAUAAAGUUGUCAGUUCCAAGAUGGACUUGAAAGAAUUCAAGACUCCGGGAAUGAUGUCCGAGUUACUUGCAGACUCCAUUUGGUAUAAGUUGGGCAAAAUGCUUCUUAUGCUUGUAUUUCCAGACGUUCAUAUUUCUGCCAAGUUGCAUGGUCGUGAGCUAAAUACAAAUGCAGACGUUGUUAACUUGCGAAAACUUCAUCACAAACAGGAGGAGAAUGGAAGUAGCUCCAUAAGUGAGGGGACUGCAGCCACAGCGGCAACAAUGAUGAAUGAGGACAUAGAGCAGGGAGCCGAUGGAGGUGUUUCUGGCCCAAACAGUGAAGAACACAUCAAAGAACUUCAGAGAGAAGUUGGAUUGGAUAUUCAACGUAUGUUGCACCAAGAAGCAAUGGACCGGUUUCAGCUUCGGCGCAUACAAAUAAUGAAACAGAUGAAGGUCAUCUUUGUUUAUCCGUUGGCUUAUAUUCUUCUAUGGCUUUUCCCCUUCAUUCAUCAAUGCUACAUUCUUCAAGACGGCGGAGAAGGCUGGAAUUGCUAUUGGGUAUUCACUACUGCUGCUUUCUUUCAAGCCUUUAACUGUACCAUAGACACGCUUGUGUUUUUGUACAGAGAGCGCCCUUGGACCCUUACUGCGGCUAAAGUUGAUCCUUUCCAGAGAUACGACUACAUGAGUUGGAGGAGAGCUGUUUCAUUUCUUCCUGGAUUUAAUCUUGGCACUACACAUACGACAAUGGCUAGAUGUGGAGGUAGUGGCAGCAGUUAUGAUGGUAGUAUUGAUCCCGAGAAGACCAUGGAGCAGGAUCAGCAGUCGGAUCAUCAGGAGCAACGGACUCAUCAGCAACAGCAACAACAACAACAACAACAGUCAUCAUCAUUACUACCACUACCACAAAAUACCCUCUCUGCUGGAAUACCGGCAUCUUCACAUCUAUUUUCACCCCCAGACCUGAUAGGAUUGAACGAUAAAAUGAAUCUAGAAGAAGACAUUAGCGAUUUCGUUAAAGUGGAUGCAUACGGCAGGCCGUAUCAAGCACAAUCCAGAAAUGGAUCUUCUUCAAUGGAUCCUAACGACUCUGAUCUAGAUUUGCGUGACUUCCUUAACAGCGCAUUGCCAGUGAAUGCAGGACCGUCUACGUCGAACAUUUCCAAAAAGAACCCCUCUCUCGCUAAAGAUAAGAGUAGGACUCCAAAUCGAAGAAGAAGUUCCAAGUUCAGUUGGAAAACGCUUUCAGGAAAGACCUCGUCGGGAAGCUCCAGGAAACAAUCUGUGGUAUCAUCGUGGUCAGGUAAUAAUCAACAGCAAAGCCAGCAGACUGCUGCAUGA